Messenger RNA from Brassicogethes aeneus, 796 nucleotides. The record is from the annotation of a GenBank genome assembly. NCBI's taxonomy places the organism in Eukaryota, Metazoa, Arthropoda, Insecta, Coleoptera, Nitidulidae.
AAUUGUCAUAUUGCAUUCAAACAAGACUUUUACUAAUUUUAUGUAAAUUACCGCCAAAUUUUAAACUUCCCUCCAAACCCAGAAAAAAAUCCCGCCAUUUAGGCUUCGCAUAUAAAUUCGUGUUUCCCGCAAAAUUCGACAGUUGAUUAUAUUCGGUGGUUGACUAUAACCUACGUUUCGUAUUUCUGUUAUUCGUAACCUACUUUAAACCAAAGAAAAAUGGGUAUUAAUCCUGCUACACCAACCAAAAUGGUAUUAAAAUUUACUAAAACCGUGCCACAUGCUUUACCACCAACAAAAGGUUCCAUAAAAGCUGCUGGGUAUGACCUAAAAAGCGCCUUAAAAUGCGUGGUGCCUGCUAGAGGAAAAAUGAUGGUAGAUACAGGAAUAAAAGUCGAGUUACCAGAGGGUUGCUACGGCAGGAUUGCCCCGCGCUCUGGACUUGCAGCUAAAAAUUUUAUUGAUGUCGGGGCCGGGGUUGUAGAUGAGGACUAUAGGGGUGUUAUAAAGGUGAUAUUAUUUAACCACUCCGAUGAAGAUUUUCCAGUAAAUAUCGGUGAUAGGAUUGCACAAUUAAUCUGUGAACGAAUCUUUUACCCUGAACUGGAAGAAGUUAAAGAUCUCACUGACACCGAAAGGGGGGAAGGUGGAUUUGGAUCGACAGGAAAGAACUAAGAAAAUGUUCCUUUGUAUUAUUUAUGUUACUUAAAGCAAUUUGGCUGUUUUUAGUUUGUAAUAUCGGAUAUUAUAUAUCCAUUCUAUAAUUUUAUUUCGUUAAUAAAUUUUGUAUCAAAAU